Molecule: messenger RNA, 1377 nt
Organism: Caenorhabditis remanei
Lineage: Eukaryota; Metazoa; Nematoda; Chromadorea; Rhabditida; Rhabditidae
Exons: 7
Coding region: 1-1377 (458 amino acids)
Source: RefSeq, a predicted model, not a curated record
AUGGCCAACGUUACUUCCGUCCACAACAACACUAAGUGGAACAUUAUCCCCACCUCUGAAGUCAGUCUCUGCGUAGAUCCGAAACACCCCAAUUCAUUGACACACUGGGUGCUCUCGCAUGAGCCUUCGUCAACCAAACUCUACCCAUGUUCCUACGCGGCGCCGGAAAAACUCCGGAAAGAUCUGAACAUCGCUUACUUUUUGAUUGAUCACGAAGAUCUGAUGACGGUUUAUGAAUUGGAAAAAGAAUUCUCGUACAAUACUUACCAGUACUGGGGAGACUCGUUCAGCUCAAUUCUCCAGUUCACUCAUAUGAUUGAUAUGGUUGGAAUGGUCGCCGAAAAGAGCAGAAGGAAGAAAAUGUAUCUCCGUACUAUUCCAGCAGUGCCAAUGGGUGACAACUCGCUCGGAGAGUCUCGGGUCUUUGUCGAAGAGAUUUCGGCGAUGAUUCCUAUUUUGAGAGAACAUCAGGGAAACUCGUUUGAGAAGCCAGAAGCUGUACAGCAGAAAAUCUCCAAUAGAUUCAACCCAGCCAACAACUCUGGUCUCAUCCAAACAAUUACACUCUCACAAUUGAAAAAUCUUCUCGAGGAAUACGAUAUCGACAAGUCCCUGCUUACUCUUGUCGAUGACCCAACUUAUCUCAUUGGAUGGAAAUCACUUGAGAAAACGGGAGCUCCAUUCAAAAUGCUCAGCCACUCGGGUGCUGCGAUCAUCAGCAAAGAACAGGGAACUUUGCACUUGUUUCAAUCACUGAUUUGCGGAGUGUAUUGGGAUGGAGUCCCCACGAAAGAGAAAGUACAAAUCGCCAAUAUCAUCCAUGCUUGUGCUACUCUGGGUCAAGGUAUUUACCUUUGGUACGAAGCAAUCGUGUCGUCCGUCAUCCAGAUCAGAAAAGCGUUCCGUCACAUCUACGCUGACCGAAAAGCCACUUUUGACGUGAUGUAUCACAAAGUAGCUCCAACUGAGAUUGUGCCAUACUCGGAGUACGAGGAGAUCACCAAACACUUCCAUCUCCCUCUCUACACCUUUUCGAAUUUCCAAGUCCCAAAUCUGGAGAUCUGGUCUCUCAGACCUCUGCUCAUCAUUGGAUGGAUCCAUAGCUUUGUGAAAGAUGACGCCCGCAUGAAGAUGUUUAUUCUCAGCUUUGCUAAAACUUCUAUCAGUGGACUUCUGCUUGCAAUUCCGGAAAACCGACGGACACUCAUUGCCGAUAUCACCAUGGACGCAGUUACUAUCAUGAACAAUCUAUUUGAUUCAAAAGAUGAAAAGGUGAAAGGAAAGACUGUGGAUUCUACUCAAAAGAAACACCAAUUCAAAAAAACCACCAAGAAAAACCACCAAUUGACUGCUGAUAUUGAUCAUGCUCAGGGCUAG